GCAAAAGAGUUGUGCCUUGAGAGACGGAUUAAAGAGCAUUUCCGGCGACAGUGUUUCUGGACGGGACAGGGAUUGUUUGAUUGAGCACCAACAUAUCCAACACAACUACUUCUACUUCAUGGAGACAGUUAAAUUUAGUUUGAACCUGCUUGUUGACCCCAAGUGCCAUAGAGUUCUGUUUGCUGAAGUUGAGAAUGACUUUGUAGAUUUCCUCUUGAGCCUACUCUCUAUGCCACUUGGCACUAUUACUAAUCUCCUUUCUAGUGAAGCUAUGAUUGGUUCCAUUGGGAACAUAUACCACAGUAUUGAGAACAUAGAUGGAGCUUAUAUGCUGUCAAAUCAAAGCAAGAUCAUAGUCCUGAAAACAAGGAAAGAUAAAAUAUCAGCCAGAAAUUUCUAUGGUUGUCAGACUUGCCGAAAUGUGUCUAAUAAGUAUGGGGAAAGAUGCUCACUUUACAAUUGGUGCGGGACGCUCAUGACUAAGGAAAUCACAUAUGUUGGUCAUGUUAAUGUCUGUGCAAGAGGAUAUGUUCAAGGCUUAGUGACCUACAUGGUCACUGAUGAUCUUUCCACCACACCAAUGUCAGCAACCACAGGAAUCUCAGUGCUGAAAAAGUUCAAGGCCUCAAAGUUUGAUGCCCUUGAAGAGAGGGUGGUUGAGUUUACGAUUCUUGAUGUGGAGCUCGAUUUUUUGGAGGCAUCUCUGAAGUCAAAGGAAGUUCUCACUGAUGUGUUUCUACGGAAGCAAUGGCCAUUAACUGUAGGUGGAACACCUGCAAUGGGUAAGAGAGGCUGCUUGCUUAUAAUAUCUGGAAGUCGAUGUUUUUAA
Messenger RNA from Ipomoea triloba (trilobed morning glory), 829 nucleotides. RefSeq lists its product as uncharacterized. NCBI's taxonomy places the organism in Eukaryota, Viridiplantae, Streptophyta, Magnoliopsida, Solanales, Convolvulaceae. The transcript has 3 exons. The record is from RefSeq and is a predicted model, not a curated record. The coding region runs from base 119 to 829 and encodes 236 amino acids.